Molecule: messenger RNA, 910 nt
Organism: Arabidopsis arenosa
Lineage: Eukaryota; Viridiplantae; Streptophyta; Magnoliopsida; Brassicales; Brassicaceae
Source: the annotation of a GenBank genome assembly
AAACACCAUUGAUACAAUGAUGAACGUGCUCAUCGAUACUGAGAGUGGCUCAACGUUCUCCAUUAAUGUUGAUUUCUGGGAAACAGUGUUAACGAUAAAAGAAAAGAUCGAGAAGUCUCAAGGUAUCCCUGUUGCAAAACAAACCCUUUACUUCCAAGGCAAGGUUCUUCAAGAUCAUGUUGAUAAGUUUGAUUGCCAGCUCCUCUUCGACUCUCGUCUCCUUCUCUCCAUCUCUCCCGAGGAUAACCCUAAUCAGAACAACGAUCACAUGCUUAUAAAUUCAGCGACAGGCAAAAAGAUCACGAAGGUGAUGACAAGGAGAAUCAUCAAUGAAUUUUCAUCACGACCGGCAUAUUCACUUGUUGAGUUACUUGCCCCUCAAGAUUCGCCAACUGUGACGGUUGGGAAGCAAGUAGUUCAAACCACUGAGCAAUCUCCACCGUCAGACUCAGCCAAAGAGGUCCUUCCUGUGGAAAUGAAGAUCAACCCCAAUCCGAUGAAACUGACAGUAUAUGUGAAGCCAUAUGAAGAUGAUCCCAGGAUCAUUCAAGUAGAGGUUAACGCAGAUGAUAACGUUGAAGAGCUGAGGAAAGAGCUGGUUAAGAUGCAAGAGAGGGGUGAGUUAAAUCUACCUCAAGAAAGGUUUUACUUAGUAGAAAAUGCGUUACCAUUGACCGAAUCUAAGUCAUUCGAGUGGAACCUUGUUGUUGACGGCGAUAGAGUUGAGAUUAUCAGCGAGCUAUCAUCAUCUUUUAUUUCCUUUUAGUCUUUAUUCGAGUUUUCUUGCUUUGUUCAAAGUUCAUAGCUUUCUGCAAAUAUGCUAAGACAUGUAAUUACCAAUGAAAGAAGAGAAACGAGUUCUUGUUUAGUUACAUCUUUUCGAAAUUAGCGAUAAAGAUUCACUUUUCAU